AUGGGUCACAUCGGUGGUACAUGGGGACCAAUGUUGGGUGAACAAGAGGCUGUGGCAGCGCUGCGGGAGACCUGGGUGACGGACACCGGCGCCCCGCGCUGGGACACGCUGAAUGCCUUGGCUCAGAACCUGGCGGAGCCUGCAGACGCACAGGGUCAAGGCGGCCCCGACCCAGCGGGUCGCCAAAACAGCUCGGCGAGCUCGUCUCCGAGCUACGGAGAGGUGCUUCGUCGCGUCUUGCAGUCGCCGGAAGGUCGAGCUUUGCGGCGGAUCUUGGUGGACCUGGACUUCCGACAGCUGCUCCUGGGCUUAGCGGGGCCGCAAGGAGCCUUGGUCCGCUCUGCAGCGAGCGAUGCCCUGGCCGCCCGCCUCCGGCUCCAAAAACAGGCCGGGGCGGCCAGGGCCAAGGAAACGGCGGCUCGGGCUCGGGCCCCGGCAAGCCCGGCCCCGGCCACCACGGCCGCCAUCUCCUUCCAGGCCCGGCAGCAAGAGAGGGGCCAGAAAGCACUGCGGGUCCGAAGCUCAGCACAAGCAGGGAGCCGCUGCGAUGUGGAGUCCGAGCCUCCGAGCCUCCGAGCCGAGGUGAUUCGCGGUGUGCAGCUUCAGCGAUUUCGUGGCCUUCAUGCCUUGCCGCUCGGCUCCGCUCCGCGACCCCACUCGAGCUCGAUACGGGAUGGCCGUGGGCGCUUUCCUGGGUUUGACUUGCAAAGUCUCCUUUUCCGCCUUCCGACGGGCCUUCCGAUUUUCGCGCCGAUCUUCGGGCCACCAGGGAAGCCACGAACGUGGCCCAGGGACACAAGUGCGAAGUUGCCCAGGGAAGGUCAUUUGAAGGGCCAGGGCGACCAGUCCAAGGUGACUCCGCAAAAAGCGCCACUGCUACAGGCGAUAGUCCGAGUGGCAGCGCCAGCGCCGGAGCCGCGAGGAUCAGGAAAUGCGAUGGCGGCGUUAGAGUCGCCGCUAUCGGUCGCAGACUUUGGAGGGCACAGCCCCUUGGCCUUGACUGCUCUUCUUGUCGUACAAACAAUUGAGUGCUCCGGUCCCGGUCCGCCGGUCCGGGCGGCGCAGCGGUGCUCCACCCGGAGGGCAACCGGAACGUGGCAAUUCUAUAGCAACGGAACGUACCCAGCGCAAGCGAAGCUGCUCCGGCUUCUGGCGGCUUUGCUGAGGAAACGCUCUGCUGGAGCCUCUGCCUCCGCUGCCGAAGGCGAAGGCCAGCCGCCCAGCCGCCCAGCCGAGCCGCAGUUCUUGAAAACGCUCUUUGUGGGUGGCGAGCGUGGCUCUGGCAUCCUGCAUUGUCCCACUGUGUGGAGGGGCCAGGCUUUCCGUGGGGGCGUAGUCAUGGGGUGGGGUGCUGUGGAGAUGAGCCACCGCGGUGGAGAACAGGGCGCGACUGACACAAUUCGUAGCCAUGUUCUCCAGCAUGCGUCGAAAUUGGCGGCAGAUGCAGCUGUUCGUCGUCAAGACCUCUUUGACCAAUGCUUGGCGUGCCACGAAGCUAGCGAAGAACUUCGCUCCUUGGAAUAUGUUUUUCUGUCAGCAACGCCAGAUUCGGAGAUCGUGCGAAAGGGCAACCAGGAAUAUCAGGCGGAUCCGAGCUCGACUGAGGGCAAUCCUUUCCGCAUCAAUGCGGAAGUGCAGUGGUGGGCCUUGUUGGGUUGGGGCCUCUUGGAGUGCCGCGCCAUGGAUGGAUUGGCUGCUGAAGGUGGAAAGGGAAAGGGGACCAAGGGGACCAAGGGGACCGUGACGGAGGCUGUGAGCUGGCCAGUGCCAUGCUACGGCGGCUUUCCAGAUGGCAUCAAGCUUCCCUUGUUUGGCCAGGAUGUUCCAGAUCCCAUUUGGACCACGCUUGGCAAUGCUCCGUGGUUAGAGCGAGUGCGGAACCGUCUUCCGCCUCCACAGGAUGAGUCUCCAUGGUUUUACGAGGAUGACGACUCGUCGCACCCGCUCCGCCAAAAGCUCACCUUGGCCACCGUGCGCCCUUGCGGUCAAAGGAGCUCCGACUGA
Molecule: messenger RNA, 2004 nt
Organism: Symbiodinium sp. CCMP2592
Lineage: Eukaryota; Dinophyceae; Suessiales; Symbiodiniaceae
Source: the annotation of a GenBank genome assembly